AUGGAGGAGAAGGUGGAAAUUCUGAGGAUAUUGGGGGGAAUGCAGCAGGUGAGACAGAGUAAGUAUUUGGGUCUACCAAUGGUUAUAGGUCGAUCCAAGAGACAGGUUUUUAACUACAUCAAGGAGAAGGUGUUAAGGAGACUUAAAGGAUGGAAAGAAAAAUUGCUGAGCCAAGCUGGUAAGGAAGUGAUGUUGAAAUCAGUAAUCCUAGCUAUGCCUGCAUAUGCUAUGAAUUGCUGUAGACUGCCUAAGAAUUUGUGUAAAGAAAUAAGUAGGGAAAUGGCUCGGUUCUGGUGGGGAAAUGGUGAAGACAAGAAGAAAAUUCAUUAG
Molecule: messenger RNA, 330 nt
Organism: Coffea arabica (coffee)
Lineage: Eukaryota; Viridiplantae; Streptophyta; Magnoliopsida; Gentianales; Rubiaceae
Source: RefSeq, a predicted model, not a curated record